This is a messenger RNA of Morone saxatilis (striped sea-bass), 1002 nucleotides long. Its product is annotated as troponin T, slow skeletal muscle-like. Gene Ontology annotation, cellular component: troponin complex. Gene Ontology annotation, biological process: regulation of muscle contraction; slow-twitch skeletal muscle fiber contraction; sarcomere organization. Bases 105 to 845 code for a protein of 246 amino acids. Gene Ontology annotation, molecular function: troponin T binding; tropomyosin binding. The transcript has 13 exons. NCBI's taxonomy places the organism in Eukaryota, Metazoa, Chordata, Actinopteri, Moronidae. The record is from RefSeq and is a predicted model, not a curated record.
CAGAGGACCCCUUAUAUAAAGCUCUGUCUCCCCUCUAGUUGUUACUCUCCUUGUUUUCAUCAGUGAACAUCCUUCUAUCCAUCCUUUUGCUGUUCAGUGUCACCAUGUCUGAUUUAGAAGAUCAUGGAGACCAUCAGGAGGAAGAAGAUGAGGAGCAGGGAGAGGGAGAAGAACGCCCCAAAUACAAGCCAGUGGUCACGCAGCUCGCUGCCCCCAAAAUCCCAGAGGGGGAGAGGGUUGACUUUGAUGAUAUCCACAGGAAAAGGAUGGAGAAAGACCUCCUGGAGCUACAGACUCUGAUUGAUGUCCACUUUGAGCAGAGGAAGAAGGAGGAAGAGGAGCUGAUAGGACUCAAAGACAGGAUUGAGAGCCGCCGGGCAGAAAGAGCUGAGCAGCAGCGUGUGAGGGCUGAAAAAGAGCGAGACAGGCAGACACGGAUUGCGGAGGAGAGACAGAGGAAAGAGGAUGAAGAGGCCAAGAAGAGGGCGGAGGAUGAGGCCAAGAAGAAGAAAGUGCUCUCCAACAUGGGGGCUCACUUUGGAGGGUUCCUGGCCAAGGUAGAGCAGAGGCGAGGCAAAAGGCAAACUGCGAGGGAAAUCAAGAAGAAGACUCUAGCAGAGAGACACAAGCCACUGGCUAUAGAGAACCUGAGAGAGGAUGGCCUGAGAGAGAGAGCCAAGGAGAUGUGGGAAUGUGUCUACCAGCUGGAGUCAGAGAAAUUCGAUCUGACUGAGAAGAUGAGGAGGCAGAAGUAUGAGAUCAACGUCCUCCUGAACCGAAUCCAACAUGCUCAGAAAUUCAAAAAGGUCCAUGGUAAGGGGAAGGUUGGAGGACGCUGGAAGUGAACUCACACAGGAGGCACAAAGAAACAAGAAGACAGUCCACGAUUGCAGCAGUUUUGCAGUGUUCAUCACUUAAGAGAGAUAUAAGAGAUCUAUGUGUGGCAAUUAUUGAAAUACAACCACUUGCACUGGCAUCUGUAUUUAUUAAAAUGCAUGUAUA